Messenger RNA from Penaeus monodon (black tiger shrimp), 678 nucleotides. RefSeq lists its product as uncharacterized. The transcript is spliced from 8 exons. Bases 82 to 678 code for a protein of 198 amino acids. Lineage: Eukaryota; Metazoa; Arthropoda; Malacostraca; Decapoda; Penaeidae. The record is from RefSeq and is a predicted model, not a curated record.
UACCUGGUUGUGCUGGAAGAUGAUUCCUUCAGCUCUUCCUCAAUUUGAAGAUUUUUAAAAUAUGAUGCGGGUACAAACGCUAUGGCUCUGGAGUUCAACCAUGACCUACAAAAGGCUUCACACCUUGAUGCCCUGGCUGGCAAGAAUGAAGCAUAUGUAGCAGUGACUCACAGCUCCUCCCCUAUUGCUACAGGGAGUGUUGACAUAUUCACCAUUAAGGAUAAAUCUGGUUCUGUGGAGAUGGAGAAAAUGCAGACCUUGAAGGUGCCUGGUGCUUUGGCAAGUAACUUUGGAGAAUUGACCAAGUAUGAUGUGGGUCUCUUCAUCCAGACUGAGCAUGGUGUUCAUGUGUAUGUUUUGAAGGGAAUGCAGUUCGUGUACGAAAGGAUGGUAAAAACUGUACCUGCACGGAAACCCUUCUCAUUCCCAUUCUACCAUACGGGCCAGAAUACCACCUUCCUUCUGUACGCUGGCAAUGAUGUUGAAGGUGGACAGCUAGGUGGAAAGCAAGAGCUUAUGAAGCAGUCUACAGGAGAUCGGAGGAGCGGGGGAACAACCCGGGAAAGUUUUGGUGCCCCAAAGCACAAUCACACGUACAGUGAGUAUUUAAAAUUCCGAGCAGGGGCUGCUGAUCGAGAGUUUGGGGGCUCUUUCGGAAACCGCACUGCUUUCAAAUAG